Messenger RNA from Eptesicus fuscus (big brown bat), 6435 nucleotides. RefSeq names its product sphingomyelin synthase 2 (gene SGMS2). The record is from RefSeq and is a predicted model, not a curated record. Gene Ontology annotation, biological process: ceramide biosynthetic process; sphingomyelin biosynthetic process. The transcript is spliced from 7 exons. Gene Ontology annotation, molecular function: ceramide cholinephosphotransferase activity; sphingomyelin synthase activity. NCBI's taxonomy places the organism in Eukaryota, Metazoa, Chordata, Mammalia, Chiroptera, Vespertilionidae. Bases 588 to 1685 code for a protein of 365 amino acids. Gene Ontology annotation, cellular component: Golgi membrane; endoplasmic reticulum membrane.
CCCGCCCAACGCGCACGGAGCCGCCCGGGCCCCGCCGGUGCUGCAGCGCUGCCGGGAGCGGCCUGGGGGCGGCGGCCGUGGGAGGGGACCCGGAGAACAGCUUCCCUCGCGGCACCGCGGCGCGAGAGGGCGAGACGCGGAGCAAACUUUCUAGCGGCUUCGGCUUGGGGGUGGCUGCGGCGGCGGGCUCCGUCCGCUAUAGCAGACCCUCCGCGGGGCGCUGGAGCCUUUGGCGGGGUGCAGAGCUACCCUCCUCUGCCCCACACCACUCUUCGCAGAAAGGAUCUGCUGCAAAACAGUGUCACCUGCUGUGAGGACCAGAGUGGGAUUCGCUUGGCACCACCUGCAAACAGUAGGAGCCGCAGUGAGGCCUCUGGGGGAAGGAAGUUGGCCUGCGUCCCUGAGAGCGGCGGUGCACAGUGGAGAGCUGCAUGGGAGGCCCGGUCAUCUGGUGGCUACUGUCUACGUUUUACACCAGGAAGCAGAAUCGGUUGGAGAGCCCAUGUUUAUCUUGGAAAUAGAAGGAUUAAAAAACGUUUCUACUAAGAACAUUCCCAUCUCCUUUUGGAUCUGAAGACUGGGGGGCAAUGGAUAUCAUAGAGACCGCAAAACUUGAAGAACACAUGGAAAACCAAACCACCGAUCCGGCAAACACGUACCCAAGGCCCGCUGAGCCUGCCGAAGAAGAAGAGAAAAAUGGCAACGGUAAACCCAAGAGCUUAUCCAAUGGGCUGCGGAAGGGCACCAAAAAGUACCCGGACUACAUCCAAAUCUCGAUGCCCACGGACUCCAGGAGCAAAUUUCCCCUGGAGUGGUGGAAAACGGGCAUCGCGUUUGUGUAUGCUCUUUUCAACCUCGUCCUGACAACCGUCAUGAUCACAGUCGUACACGAGAGGGUGCCUCCCAAGGAGCUCAGCCCUCCACUCCCAGACAAGUUUUUUGAUUACAUUGAUCGGGUGAAGUGGGCAUUUUCUGUAUCAGAAAUAAAUGGGAUUAUAUUAGUUGGAUUAUGGAUCACCCAGUGGCUUUUUCUGAGAUACAAGUCAAUAGUGGGGCGCAGGUUCUUUUUUAUCAUCGGAACAUUAUACCUGUACCGCUGUGUUACCAUGUACGUCACUACGCUGCCUGUGCCUGGCAUGCAUUUCCAGUGCGCUCCAAAGCUCAACGGAGACUCUCAGGCAAAAGUGCAGCGGAUCCUGCGGUUGAUUUCCGGUGGAGGAUUGUCCAUAACGGGAUCGCACAUCUUGUGCGGAGACUUCCUCUUCAGCGGCCACACAGUUGUGCUGACGCUAACUUAUCUGUUCAUCAAGGAAUACUCGCCUCGCCACUUCUGGUGGUAUCACUUAGUGUGCUGGCUGCUGAGCGCCGCCGGGAUCGUCUGCAUUCUCGUGGCUCACGAGCACUACACGGUCGACGUCAUCGUUGCCUACUACAUCACCACGCGGCUGUUCUGGUGGUACCACUCCAUGGCCAAUGAAAAGAACCUGAAGGUCUCUUCACAGACUAAUUUCUUGUCUCGUGCGUGGUGGUUCCCCAUCUUCUAUUUUUUUGAGAAAAACGUACAAGGCUCGAUUCCUUGCUGCUUCUCCUGGCCGCUCUCCUGGCCUCCUGGCUGCUUCAAGUCUUCGUGCAAGAAGUACUCGCGGGUUCAGAAGAUUGGGGAAGACAAUGAGAAAUCUACCUGAGGAGCAAAGCAAAGGCUUCAGCUCUUUUACCAAAAGAGGUAUCGCUGUAACCAAAGGUAUAGUUUUGUUUUUUUAUUUUAGGAGAACUGACUGGUAAAUGAAGAAGUGGACCAAAUUUUGUGUAAAUGAUUAGAAAGAUGAACUGGUUUUUUAUGCCUCCUGAGAAAGUCGUAUUCUCCUGUGGCUCUUCCUUCACGGAGACAAGCCCUCCCUCCACCGGGAUUUCCUGACGCGCUUGUAAAGAGGUGCCAAAGAACACGUCCGCCUUUCCUUAGUCUUUCUCCACUAAAGCAUUUUUUUCAGGAUUUCUUUUCCUCCAAGGUCAGAAGAAUUUGCCAAUGUUUUCAAUAAACUAUCUGGACGGACACAACUGCUGUGUAACUAGCAUAACCUAAUGUUGAGAGUGGAUUUGAGCAUUGGGCCUCUUACUGAGGGGGGGACGCAGGGGUUGUGAGUAAACCUCGGGUGAACUUACUCUCCCUGUCCUGGGGAAGGUCAGGGUCAGGUCUGCGAGUACGUACUGCUGCUACCACCCAAGGUACUAUGUGUCACUUUCACUUUAUUUUUUUUUAAAUGAUAAUUUUAUUUAAAACAUUAAAGAAACGUGAUCUAAGUAAAUAUGGAAGUAGUUGACCCACCCCACAGAUUUUACUUGGGUGUAAAUAUUUAAUUGUCAGAUCUCUGUGACAGAUGCUCAGGGAGCAGGGCUGUUCCUGCUCACAGUGGUCCUUGUUUGCACCCUGGCCUGCUGUCUGCCCGGUACAUUUGCACCUGCUACCCCAGGGCGGUCGACUGCCGAGCACGGGCUGAAAAACGUGUGUGAACUGUUGCUCGUGCCACACGGGGAACCAGCCUGCAUUUCUCGCCCAGGUCCCCCCUGGGUGAGGGCUGUUUCAGAGCUGCUCGUUGGAGCUCAGAAAUGCAACUGGUCACAUUUCACUAAACCCACUUCUUUCUAGUUACAUUCUGCUUCAUGGAAAAAGCAAGACGGAGUCCAAAAGUUUAAUGAAUGCAUCCUUGCCUUUUUGCAAGAGGCCCAGCUUCUUGUAAAUGGAGUGUUUAUAGGAAGGAAGGACUAAGGAGACAUACCACGAUGAAGUCAGUUUACUCUGACCCUGGAAUCACACCCCGGUGCUGCACUCGAACCUGCUGUUGGAAUCCAGCUGUUGGUGCAGCUAGUCGAUCAAGGGGGCUUGUCGUUUCUAAAGUUCUUUCAGGUGAUGCAAAAAAGAUGGACUUGAUCAGAUUUAAUGCUGUCAGAGUUAGUGCAUUGUUUCAUGCUGUUGGGACUGUGGACAGUUCUUAAUUUAUUACAACUUCUAGGACCUUAGGAAAAGAUCUAAAGUUACACAGUCAUCAACACAGAGAAGAGAGAGGCCAACUCUGAGGGAAGGCGGUUACAUUUACAUUGAAGGUAAAAAAUUUCCCACCACUUAGAAUGAAAACAAAAAACAAACAACAGAAACCACCCCUGAACGUGUCAUGAACUAGUCAGCCCUGAUUGGAUAUACAAAAUGGACCUUUAAAUUACUUGAGGGAAGCACAGUACAAACUUAAAUGUGUUCAGGAAGGGUCAUUAUCCUUUGGUGCUAAAAUUCUCUGUGCUUCCAGUGUAGCUCCUGCCCUGUGUACUAGAAGAAUCACUAAAGGACACGUAGUUGAAUUCAACACCAGGAAGAAAGAGUCUCUAAUCUGGUAUUUAAAACAAGAAACAAAACCCUAAACCUUCUUGACAGGUUUUGAAAUGCAAGAAGUUUUUCUCGUAUUUAUCAUUAAGCCAGUAAGAAACAUAACCAUACCUUACCAGAUGUUUAGCUAGAAUUCCACAUGAUUUUCGCCUACUAAAUAUGGGCACUUGUGAAAACACAAGGUGUUCUGUGUGAAGACACGGAGGUUAAAUUCCUGCUGUCUGAUUGUGAGGAAAAACAUCUGACUCGGAAGCCUGGGCUUUGCUCUCCUGACACCGGUCCAUUGAGCCUCUGAUUUAAAUGAGGCAACCUGGCCUAUCUGAGAGCCUUAGUCCUACAUCGUAGAGCCCACUCUUCAUCAAAUUAAAUUAGGGAACGUAUUUAAGCUUUCAAAAUCCUGGUGCAUUGAUUGCUGGAGGCCCUCGAAAUAGUGAAACUUGCAUUUUAGUCAAGUAACAAGUUUUGUUCUUAAAUAAUGCCAUCACCUUUUAAAGAACGUGUAAAAAAACUUCUGACUCCACCUGUGGACACUGCUGCCCCCAUGUUCCUUACAGUGUGUGCCGUAGCUGUCUCAUAGACGCUGCAGAAGCAUGCGGUACCAGAAUAAGGGUGAAGGGGAAAUAUCAAGUUUCAAGGUGGGAAGGUGAGAAUAGUGAAUCUCAUUUACAUUUAGGAAAGCAAACUUGAGAUCUAACCCAACAUGCCACUUUGGAAUAUGAAACAUGAACAAUUAAUUACUAGACUUAGGGUGGUGAUCAUUUCACAGUAAUAGAAAUAGCAAAUCAUUAUGUUGUAAACCUGAAACUAAUACGUCCCUUAUAUCUCUGUUUUAAAAAAAUUUCGAUCUUGUCUUUGAAACAAUAAACUUUUGGAGCUCCUUUUCCUUGCGCUAAUCAAGGCAUAACAUCUUACCGAUUAUUGUUUUUGUGAACUAGUGCUCCUCUUGGACGCUUUUCCUAUAAUUUAGUCCUUUGUGCAGUAUCUAUAACAUAUAAUUCCUUGAAAUUAUACCACUUUUUUCCUAAAUUCUUUGAAAUGGAAAUGAAUUCCUCUCAUAAUUUUGGAGCUCCUCCAACUAGCUCUGGAAAUAAAGCAUUCUUCCUCAAGUCCAAUGGAAGUAAUUUGGAAUUUUUAAUGUAAUUUACUGGCAUCUUGGAAAACAAGUUUUGCUGUGGAAGGAAGGCUGUUUUGAGUAAGGGCGAGUCUCUAGGCUGCUUUAUGGAUGACUUUGCAUUUGGUUCUUGGCUGUAUACCAGCGCCCCCUAGUGGAAAUAUGUUAUAUGACUUUGAACACGCAAACCUGCCACUUUUUAAAGUGUAUUUUCAAGUUUUUUAAAAGGCGUAUGUUUUUUAUUUAUUUUUUGCCAAUAAUCUUGAAAGCAUAAUGCAAAAGGAAUUAUGUUAAAGGUAUUUUAAACCUUUCCCAAAGGGAAAAUGUACUUAGAUCACAGGGAGUUACAAUUCUAAUCUUUUAUCCAUUUGAUUAAAGAAAAUUUGCAGACCAUUGUUACCUCUCACCAUCACAAUCAUUAAUGUCUCCCUUUAUAACUACCGACACUUUGUUUACUUUGAAACACCAAGUUGGCUGCCUUUUUUAUUUUACAUGUUAGAUAGAACUCAUGCAGUUUCUUUUUUUAUUGAAAGUUCACAUCUUGUUCCUUGAAUAUUUUGAACAUUUUUUGAAUUAUUUUUUUAUUGUUUGUUUUUGUUUUGCACUGUAAAACCAAUUAAAAAUUUAAGCCGGUCUUAGCACACUUCUGUAGUGUCAGGAAGUGUAAGAAGGAAUUAAAUGUGUUUGCAUGUUUAAAUCAAGCAUAUUAAAAGUAAUAUGCCAUGUGUUGAAGGUUUUUCUGUUUGUAUAAAGAUUCCUAGCAUUUUUGUUUAAUGUCAUUGUGUUGCAAUAAUUUAACUCAUUUGACUUACUUGCUAAAAAUAUUUUGUCUAUUAAGAAGUGCUCUUGACUUCAAUACCUAAACACUGAAAAUUGUGUCUAAGGUGCCCAAAGAUAAGUUUUUCAAUAGAUUUACACCAGGGGUCCUCAAACUUUAUAAACAGGGGGCCAGUUCACUGUCCCUCAGACCGUUGGGGGGGAGUCGGAGAGUGCGGCGCACAUUCCACACAUGCGCACUGCGGACCCGGGGCCAGUCGGCGGCAAAAACACCCGGCGGGCCCGGAUAAAUGUCCUCGGCGGGCCGCAUGUGGCCCGCGGGCCGUAGUUUGAGGACCCCUGAUUUACACCUUGUAAGUUGGGAUUUGUUUUAUUAUUCAUUAAUUUAAUUAUGCUGUGUUCUAACUGAAUCAUGAAUGAGACUAGUUCUUUAUUCUAGAAUUAUUUAAAAUUGUCCUUUAAAAGAAUAAGAGGAAGCUAUAAAUAUAAGCUAAUCUAGUUGCCAAGUUGGGAUUCAUUAUUUAAUUUACCUCCUAUGCAAUGAUUAAUGCUGCAAAAUGUAUGGUUAUGUUAUGGUAUGUUCGCAAAGGAAAUGUUAUUACGAGGUUUGAGAGGUGUAGUCUAUUGUCUUCUUUCAGAAACUCACUGGACUGUUUCAAUGUGUUAAGUGCCUUGUUGUAAAGUAAAAUUUUAAGCCUAGAAUGCGUUAUUUUCCUGACAUAUAUUUUUCAUUAUGAUAUAUACUGUAUGUUAUUAUAAUAGUUUUAUUAAAUGCUUAUGUUUUAAUCAAAUAUGUGAAUUUCAGAAGCUCUUUUCUCCUACCCACCAGUACCUUAAUCAUUGGUCUAUCAUAUGGGAUUUGAAUUCAGGUCUUUUUUUUUUUUAAAGAGGAAAUUAUCUUUGUUUAGAAGUAUGUUUUCUAUGCUUGUGCUUUUGUAUUUGUAAAAACAUUUCAGGAGGAAUUUAGAAGUGUAACUAUAGUUCGUACUUCAAAAUGCCAUUUUACAUUUACAUUUUAAGUGCCUAAUUGUUAGUUAAAAUUAAUUUAUGUUUUUAUUCUAAAGACAUAUGUGUACUUGGUUUCUAAUCUCUUUGGCUUUGCUUAAAAAAAAAAAAAAAAAGCAAGAGCCUCUACUUCCUAUUUACCCAAUAAACCACCGUGACAGCAACAGUA